Gastrolobium bilobum is the source of this 3259-nucleotide messenger RNA. RefSeq lists its product as uncharacterized. Gene Ontology annotation, molecular function: chromatin binding. The transcript has 6 exons. NCBI's taxonomy places the organism in Eukaryota, Viridiplantae, Streptophyta, Magnoliopsida, Fabales, Fabaceae. The record is from RefSeq and is a predicted model, not a curated record. Bases 1011 to 3014 code for a protein of 667 amino acids.
UGUUCUUGUGAGCUGCAUUGAAUGUACAUUUCCAAAGCUCUGCAACUCCCACUCUUUCCAUGUCCAUGGCAAUAUCAAGCUAUCCCCCUUCUUCUUCUUCUUCUUCUUCUUCCGCUUCACCAUCUCUGACCUUUCUCUCUCUCCUCUUCUGCCUCAUUUCUUUCCCUUUAGUGCUCUCACAGAAUCACGCUCUGCCUCUGCCAAAGCCCAUCUAUCUCUCUCCUCUUUCUUGAUUCGCCCACGUUCACCAUCGGGCGAGUUUACCUACACUUGUCCACAAAGCUUCAAUCUUUUUGUUCGAGAUUUCGCUUAGUUGCUCUCAAUUGAGAUACCCAUUUGGCCCUUUGGUUGAUUUUCUCCUCUACAACUGCCAAAACCCAAGAAUCCUCUCCCUGUUGGGGUUUUUAGUCUCUGGAUUGGUUGUUCUAGAUGCUUUUUUUGUGAUCUGUUUGUAGACCUUAGGUAGAGAGGUUGCUGUGGUCCAGGGCAAUUUUGUCAAACACCCAGUUCUUUUAGUUGGACCAUUUUCACCACAGGUUCAUGACUAUUCUGAGGCUUGUGAGAUUGAAAAGAACAGGAUUACUUACUACUUACAUGGUGAUUUUUUUCUCUCUCUGAUUGCAAAGCCCUUCUUAUUUGACAAUUGUUGAUUAUAUGCUACCAUUUGGGAGGGCAUAUAUGACAUAUAUCUGUUUAAUUAGGGUCUUUGACCUUUUCCCAGAUGAAACAUUAAUGUGUCCCUGAGGAUUCUAGCUUGUUUUUCUGUAGUACUCAUAUUUGAUUUUUCCGGAGUUGCUAUUAUUGGUAGGGAGGAAAUUAGGGUUGUUCAGCUUGCCAUUGGUGUGUUGGGAUGAUAGUAUGCUUGAAAGUUCUUGUUUUAUGUCUGAGAGUUUGUCUGAUUGUCCAUUUAGACAAGUAAAUCAGAAGGAUGUGGACCCUUUUGCCAUUGCUUUGAAAUCAAGUGCAUUUAUGCUGUUAUUCUGUUAAUUGCUGUUGGUAUUCUCUUCAAGAUGACUGUAAAUGGACGCUGUUUCGUGGAAUGGAAAGAACACUUUGUGUCACAGGAGCGUGGCAACCGUGUGGUCCACUAUUUCCUGAAGGAUUCAGCUGGGGAAUCCAUACUUGCGGUUGUGGGCACUGAGAGGAGCCUUAGACACAUGUUCUAUGUUGUUGCUGAGGAGUUCCUUGAACUUUGUGGAUAUGACAGUUCCAUUCGUGCUGGUUUCAAAUGGAGGUCUAGAAGAGAGGUGGUGGAUUGGCUGACAUCUACGCUGUCAAAGCAGCAUCUUCAGGGAGAUAGAAAUGCAUCGCCCAGUCAUAAUUUGGCACAAGCUCAUGAGGCCAUAGAUAGCAGUAUCAAUCAAGUUGGUGUUCUGCCGACACAAAUAGCAGAUGACAAGGGCCUUCUAAUAGGUAACUCCAAAGUGCACGAUUCAGACAUUGCUUGGUCAGGAGUUGCAUGGACAUGUGGCAAACAACUUAAGCAUUAUCCUUCUUUUUGCAGGAAUGGGAUCAAAAUAGCAGUUCAAUCCUUUGUUUUUGUCAUGGCCAAGGGAGAGAGUCAUUACAUUGCCUAUUUGGAGGAUAUGUAUGAAGACAAGAGGGGACAAAAAAAGGUUAAAGUGAGGUGGUUUCACCAUAAUCAGGAAGUCAAGGAUGUAACUCUUGUACGAAAUCCUGACCCCCAGGAAGUUUUUAUCACUCCUUAUUCUCAAGUCAUUAGUGCAGAGUGUGUUGAUGGUCCCGCUACUGUGUUAACUCGUGAGCAUUAUUUAAAAUGCUUACCUGCUUUUUUCCCUACUUCAAUGAACAAAAUACAUUUUUGCUUUAGGCAAUUUAGAAGCAAUAAAGUGAAGCCCUUUGACUUGAGUAAACUGUGUGGCUACUAUGAUCAACCAAUUCUCUCUUGCUUGCACCAUGAUUCCUUCCAAUAUCCUGAAUCGAAGGGCAACAGUCUUGCAGAAGAUGAGAGUGCCGGUGAUGAUGUAAAGCUGGGAGCUAAGAGGAACCGAAGUGGUUGGGGAUCUCCUCAGUAUUGGACUGGUCACCAUGGAGUUAGGAAGUUAAUUAGAAGUCAGCAAAUGAUGGUUUACAAAACCUUCCAGAAUGUAAAUUAUGCUAGGCCAGAUAGGCGAUUACUUUCCCUGAAGCAGGAUGAUUGUCAACCUUUGUAUUACCCCAUGUACAAGAUUGAUGACAAGAUAGAGUUUCUCUGUCAAGACAGUGGCAUCAGAGGGUGCUGGUUCAGGUGUACAGUUGUGCAGAUAUCCCGGAAACAAAUGAAAGUUCAAUAUGAUGACGUGCAGGAUGAAGAUGGAAGAGGCAAUCUUGAGGAAUGGAUUCCUGCUUUCAAAUUGGCCAUUCCUGAUAAAAUUGGUAUGAGAGAUUCUGGCCGGCCAACCAUCAGGCCAGCCCCAAAUUGUGAGGAACAAGAACUGGCUGUUGCGGUUGGAACUGCAGUUGAUGCGUGGUGGAGUGAUGGGUGGUGGGAGGGGAUUGUUAUUGGAAUUGAUAAUUGUGAUGAGGAUGGUGUGCAAGUCUACUUUCCUGAUGAAGGCUUGCUGAUGAAAAUGUGUAAGAAGGAUCUAAGAAUAUCAAGAGAUUGGUUGGGGGACCGGUGGAUGAAUAUUAAGGCAAAGCCUGAUAUAACCUCUAGUAUAUUAGCAGUUAAUAGUUUUAUAGCUAAACAUGUUGACUCUCUUAGUUUUGCUAAUUCAUGUCAUAAUGUUCCUGUUGGUAUCAAGUCGAAUGAACCAGAUAUGGUUGAAGAGAAACUUGUGUGUUGUGAGGCCUCUGCUGAAGACAUGGAUUGGGCUUUACAAAAAGGUUUUCAAGUUGAUAAUAUUGAGAUACAUGACAGUUCUGGUAAUGAAGUCCACGGUGAUUGUGAUGACAAGGAUAACAACAAUGAUGAUGAUAACAAAGAUGUUAGCAAUGAUGAUAGGGAUAUGGAGGUGUUUGCGACUUCUGGAAACGACUAUAAAGCCGCAGAACCAAUGGAAGUGGCUGUAUAAACAUGUUUUAGAACUCAUGCAUAGAUUUAUGAUGGCGCUGAUUGUAAAGCUCUGCCACCAUUUCAAUGCAUUGUUGUAAUUUGAGUCCACUAGUAUGUUAGAAUGUAAAUAGUCACACGGGUAUGUGGGGGAAGCUAAUUGCUUUUUGGUUUCUUUAGUUACCUUCAUUAAUGUAUAGUGUUGAGGGUAGUGUGGGGUUAACUUCUUAUCUUCCUGUCGAUUGAUUGUAUUAGACAUUGGAUUAA